UAUCCCUCGAGUGACAGUUGGCGAUCCGAGACACCGGAAGCACUCGUCGGUUUUGGUGACGCUGCAUUAGACUGCAAGACAUGGACCGGUCUCGGUUGUUCGGAUGGUUCCUCAUCAGCCUGGCUCUUGCCUGGUCUCAGGCGCUCACCCCGGCGCACUACCUUUCUCUGUCUGAUGUGUCCAGACUGCAGAACCUCCUCAGCCAACAUUUCACCGACCUGGAGUCCGCAUACUACUCUGUUGUUGGUCUGACCAAACUGGGAGCGUCUGUUCCCGAUCCUACGGAAGUGUGCCAGUACCUCAAAUCUCAGCUUGACCCCACCAGUGUUGACUCCCUCUUCUUUGCUGCUGAGACCAGCCAAGCAAUCUCAGGAUGUGAGAUACCUGUGUCCAAUGAAACCCGUGACAUCCUCCUGGCAGCGGUCAGUGAAGAUUCAACCAUGGCUCAGAUUCAUCGGGCUGUGAGUGCUCUCAGCUCUCUGGGGCUCCCACUGGCUUCUCAGGAAGUUGUAGGUGCCUUGACAGCUCGCAUCAACAAGGAGGACAAUGUCAUGGCGAUCACUUUAGCUCUGCAAACAGCAACCCGCCUGUCCCAGCAGGCAGAAUUUGGAGGAAUACUUGAGGAAAUUGAGGAUCUCACAGCUCGUUUGGAUGAUCUUGGCGGUAUCUACCUCCAGUUUGAGGAGGGACUUGAGGCAACAGCCAUGUUUGUGACGGCUGCUUAUUCACUGUCAGAUCAUGUGGAUAUGGAGCCCCCUCUGAAGGAGGACCAGGUCAUCCAGCUGGUCAACUCCAUCUUCAGCAAGAAAUCCUGGGACUCUCUGGCCGAGGCGUUCAGUGUAGCAAGUGCCGCCGCCGCUCUGUCCAACAAUCGCUUCCACGUGCCCGUCAUUGUCAGUGCUCAAGGCCCUGCCACAGUGUCCCACAGCCAGCCUACCUUGCAGCUCCUUGUGACUGAUGUCAUGUCUCAGCCUCUGGCCUCAGCCAAUGUGCUGGUAGAAUCUGCGUAUGCUGUGGCCUCCAAGAGCGUGAUUCUCAGCCAAGCACCAUUCACACUUAAUGAUGGCGUCUUUGAAUUAAAUUUCAUGUCGAACCAGCCCACCAGUGGAUAUUACCAGUUUACUGUUGCAGUGACCGGAGAUAGUCGCCUGGUUGCCAAUCAUGUAGAGCUCAAAGUGAAGGUGUCCACUGAGGUGGCUGUCAGUAACAUGGACCUGUCUGUGGUGGAUAAAGACCAGAGCAUUGGCACAAAGACUAGCAGGGUGGACUAUCCUUCCAAAGCCAAGGCUUCCUUCACAGCUGACGGUCACCAGAACUUUGCGAUGUCCUUCCAGCUGGUUGACGUCAACACUGGUGAGCUUACCCCCCACCAGACAUUUGUCCGGCUGCACAAUCAGAAGACAGGCCAGGAAGUUGUGUUUGUGGCCGAGCCCGACAGCAAGAACCUGUACAAGUUUGAGUUGGACACAACAGAGCGGAAAUCAGAGUUUGCCUCCAUCUCUGGUACCUAUUCCCUUCACCUUAUCGUCGGAGAUGCUACUUUGGAGAAUCCCAUUUUGUGGAAUGUGGCUGAUGUUGUGCUGAAGUUUAUGGAUGAGGAGGCUCCAGCUACCAUUCAGCCCAAGACUCUUUAUGUACCCAAACCAGAAAUCCAGCACUUAUUCAGGGAACCAGAGAAGAAGCCUCCCACGGUGGUCUCUAAUGCCUUCACUGCACUCAUCCUGUCUCCCUUCCUGCUUCUGCUCAUCCUGUGGCUAAAGCUUGGAGCCAACAUUUCCAACUUCAGCUUCUCCCCCAGCACCAUUCUGUUCCACGUGGGACACGCAGCCUUGCUGGGCUUGAUGUACGUCUACUGGACCCACCUGAACAUGUUCCAGACCCUGAAGUACCUGGCGAUUAUCGGUGGUGUAACUUUCCUCGCCGGGAACCGCAUGCUGGCCCAGAAAGCAGUGAAGAGAAUUGAGAAAAAAUAAGGGCAUGAAAAUUUAAGGAGGACACUGAUGGAGCCCAUUUAUUGUUUCAACGGAUUCAUUCAACAGUGCAUCAAAUCGGACUUUAAACACGGCGUGGCAGUUCAAGAAUCCAAUCAACAGCUUAAACAUGCAGUUUGUCAGUGUUGCCAAAUGGAAGGAAUCUAGACAUCACAGCGGCUCUGAGGGGGGAAAAAAACGCUCACUGACAGAUCCUCCUACUGAGGACUAUACAGCUACUGAUCAUUGCACUUCAUCCUCCUGUGAGAUUUGUGUCCUUUUGUUGUCCAACAUGCCAGUGUUUUCUAACUGAGCUGGGAUUUUUAUUUGGUUUCUUGCUGGGUCUUUUUUUUUUUUUGUUUGAUUUGUGGUCAUAUUUUGUACAUUCCUCUUGGUCUUCACUCAGUGCCCGUUUCACCUCACAUGUUUCAGCUGAUAAAUAAACCACAGGCAGGGGCACUGACACUUUGAUCAUUACCCAGAAAAAAAAUGGUUAAUGAAGUAAUACGGGCCAUUUGAGAAUAUGAUGUUUUUGUAAUGAGAGAGGAAAUAAAGAAUCUGAGGUGAAUCCAA
Molecule: messenger RNA, 2543 nt
Organism: Labrus bergylta (ballan wrasse)
Lineage: Eukaryota; Metazoa; Chordata; Actinopteri; Labriformes; Labridae
Gene: rpn2
Product: ribophorin II
Biological process (GO): protein N-linked glycosylation
Cellular component (GO): oligosaccharyltransferase complex; membrane
Source: RefSeq, a predicted model, not a curated record